AUGGCAGCUCUAGGAUCCCGUCAUCCAGCAGCAGAAGAGCCCCCCACCUUCCGCAUGGUCCAGAUCUCUUCCUUUGCCAACCACAGCUGGGCGCGCACCUUGGGCUCAGCCUGGCUGGGGGACCUGGAGACUCAUUCCUGGGACUGGCUUGUGGGCACCAUCCGCUUCCUGCGGCCCUGGUCCCGGGGAACCUUCAGCAAGGAGGAGAUGAAGCACAUACAGGCGCUGUUCCAGUUUUACCUGCAUGCCUUUACCAGGGAAAUACCAGCCUAUGUCAGUCAAUUUCAGUUAGAAUAUCCCUUUGAGGUCCAGAUAUCAGCCGGCUGUAAAAUUAAUGCUGGGAAGACCUCUGAAUUAUUCUUAAAUGGGGCGUAUCAAGGAUCAGAUUUCCUGAGUUUUCAAGGAACUUCAUGGGUGCCAUCUCCAGGAGCAGGGAGUCGGGCUCAGAACGUCUGCAAAUUGCUCAAUCGAUACAGAGAUAUUAAAGAAAUAGUGCAGACCCUUCUUGGUUAUACCUGUCCUCGAUUUCUGACAGGCCUCCUUACAGCAGGAAGGUCAGAACUGGAACGACAAGUGAAGCCUGAGGUCUGGCUGUCCAGUGGCCCCAGCCCUGGGCCUGGCCGUCUGCUGCUGGUCUGCCAUGUCUCAGGAUUCUACCCAAAGCCCGUGUGGGUGAUGUGGAUGCGGGGUGAGCAGAAGCAGCCGGGCACUCGGCAAGGUGACCUCCUGCCCAAUGCUGAUGGGACGUGGUAUCUUCGAGUGACCCUGGAUGUGGCGGCUGGGGAGGUGGCUGGCCUGUAUUGUCUGGUGAAGCACAGCAGUCUUGGAGGCCAUGAUAUAAUCAUCCACUGGGGCAGAUACUCCAUCCUUCUGAUACUGAUCUGUUUGACCGUAGUAGUUACUCUGGUCAUGUUGGUUGUAGUUAACUCAUGGUUUGAAAAACAAUGUUCAAUUUGGAACCAUGUCUCUCCCUAUGUUCCCAGCACUGUCUUUCCCGUGGGAGCCAAUACCCAGGACAUCAGGAGUUCAGGGCAUCAGCUCUGCUUGGCAAAAGAAUCAUGGAUUAAAAAAAAAUUCAUGGAGAAGUGGAAAACAAACCUAAAGCAAUUCUGGUGA
This is a messenger RNA of Otolemur garnettii (small-eared galago), 1116 nucleotides long. Its product is annotated as T-cell surface glycoprotein CD1e, membrane-associated. The transcript has 6 exons. Gene Ontology annotation, cellular component: external side of plasma membrane. Gene Ontology annotation, biological process: antigen processing and presentation, endogenous lipid antigen via MHC class Ib; immune response; antigen processing and presentation, exogenous lipid antigen via MHC class Ib. The record is from RefSeq and is a predicted model, not a curated record. Lineage: Eukaryota; Metazoa; Chordata; Mammalia; Primates; Galagidae. The coding region runs from base 1 to 1116 and encodes 371 amino acids. Gene Ontology annotation, molecular function: lipopeptide binding; exogenous lipid antigen binding; endogenous lipid antigen binding.